AGACAUUUCUGUCUCAUAGAUGUCCAUUCUAGCCAAUUUUCUCAAUUUCUAUCACAGGUAGUUCAAUGCAGAUUCACAGAACAUCGUGGGAUUUUCGUCGUUUAGCAGACUUGACCACUCCUUUUAUUUACAUCUCAUGCCGCUGUGUGAAUGAACGCCAUGGAGAGGAGGACGACUGAAAAGCCCCCUUGCAAUGAGAGUGAAAAACGCCAUUAAUGGAUGAAUAAGCCAAUAAAUGCAGUAUUAAUCAUAUGAAUCCGUGUCACCGCUGGGAUUAUUGCUGUUAUAAUGGCAGCUGUGAGUCUGACGGAUCCGCUUUGCAAACCCUGCUCUUACAGUCCACGUUUUAAAGUUGAGGUGUGCGUGAGCAAGCCCUUGAUGCCCAUCCACCUGAGCAGUGAGCAGGUGGCACUGGAGAUGCUGUGUCUCUGCAGCCAGCUGGAUCUACUGAUUAGAGCUCAGGUCCAUCAGCAGUUUCAGGAGCAUCUUAAGCAGGACACAAGUCCUGAAGAGUCUGAUUGUUUUCAAAAACAAGGGGCAGAGAUAAUAUAUCAGAUGAACCAGUGCCUUGAACAUCUCAAUGAACCGGUGCUUCAGCUUGAGGAGUAUUUGGAUGUUAUAGGAUUGUCUGCUCUGUUCCCUCGAGUGGAAGUUUAUAUGAUACACGGCAGCCCUAUUGACAUGUUGGAAAGACCACCUUCGGAUGCAUAUUUUCCUCAUAUUGGGAGGCUGAAUCAGCUGCUGGUUCUCAGUCAGCAGUUAGAUGAAGAUGUGAAACAUCUGGGCAGUCAUAAGUAUGUCGCACAUCAGCUAUCAGCAAUUUACCAAGUCCUAAACUCUCUCAACGAUAUUUUGCCGUUGUCCAUCAUAAGAAAGGAUAUUGAGAGUAAUUUCAAGCAGCUGAAGACGUCUCUUUCAACUGAGGAAGGGUCCAGACUGGAUCCUCAGUUGCCAGCGCAUCACGCGAGCUGGCUGUCUGAUUUAACACAAAACGUGAUAUCAACGGUACUGUCACUCGCAGAAGAACUCACAGAAGACCUCAAUCCCGUCAUGGAAAUAGUCUCUAACCUCUCGUAACCGCUGGAUCUACAGUGCCUGAAGUGGACGGUGAGAAAUUGUCACAGAAUGAAGUGAUUCCUAUGAAAAAUGUUUCUUUUUAUUUCUUUUGAUUUAUUCAUCUGUACACCCCACAGAUAUGACUGUGAUAAUGCGAUCCAGAUAUUUUAAGACCAUAAAAAUUUUUAAGAAAAAUGUUUACGUUCUGAGUACUACCACUAAAAAGUAAUUUAUUUAAACCAUUUUAGCUAUUUUUUUGUAUUGUUGGCUCAUGUUUUUUAAUGAAUGAAAUAAAACACCUUGUGCAAUAAUGUAUUUUAUAAUGCAUCUGUAUACUUGAAGUGACUGUUGCUUUCCAUUCUGUAUAUGAUGGUGCUAGCAAAAUAAACUCAAACACGUUGAUCAUAAGCGAAUACCUUA
Molecule: messenger RNA, 1476 nt
Organism: Puntigrus tetrazona (Sumatra barb)
Lineage: Eukaryota; Metazoa; Chordata; Actinopteri; Cypriniformes; Cyprinidae
Exons: 8
Coding region: 289-1077 (262 amino acids)
Source: RefSeq, a predicted model, not a curated record